Messenger RNA from Apis mellifera (honey bee), 865 nucleotides. It is a transcript of the gene CPR13, whose product is annotated as cuticular protein 13. Bases 306 to 617 code for a protein of 103 amino acids. Lineage: Eukaryota; Metazoa; Arthropoda; Insecta; Hymenoptera; Apidae. Gene Ontology annotation, molecular function: structural constituent of chitin-based larval cuticle. Gene Ontology annotation, cellular component: chitin-based extracellular matrix. The record is from RefSeq and is marked inferred. The transcript has 2 exons.
UAUACAUAUAAUAUACUUGCUGUUUUUAUUAUUAAAUUAUAAUAUAUUCUACAAUUCAUAAGGAAAUUUUCUAUCAAACUUAAAAAAAUCGAAAUCUUUAAUCUUUUUCGCUAUACAUUUUUAAAACGAAGGUCAAACUAGUAAUAUUUAUGACUUUAACAUAAUAAGAAAAGGUGAAAGGUGAAUUUAUCGUGAAACGAUGUGAUUUUUGGCAGAAGGAGAGCCACUAUAAAAUUCGAAACGAUUCUUAGUAUGAACAUCAGUCUUUCAAUCGAGACUAACCUCGAGAUUCAUCUACCUCCAAAAUGAAAACCAUUGCUAUUAUUUUUGCUCUGGUUGUUGUUGUUUCCGCUGCGCCUCAAGAAAUAGUCCUCGUUAAAGAAACUCCCUCUGACAAUGUUGGACUUGGUGGUUAUAACUACGGUUUCCAACUUUCCGACGGUCAAGUUAAACAGGAAUCUGCAGAAGUAGUCGAAGGAGGAACUGAUGGUCAAUUCUUACGAGUUCGAGGUACCUUCUCUUUUGUUGAUCCACAAACUAAUGUUGCAUAUACUGUAAAUUAUGUUGCCGAUGACACUGGUUUCCAUCCACAAGGAGAACAUCUUCCACGAGUUUAAAUUUUUCAAAUAGUUGAUACAGAAUAUUCAUUAAUUGCUAUAUAAUAUUUUCCAUAGAUUAAAAAUUUGAUUAUUUUGAAUUUUAUUUGUUUUUGAAAUCAAUAUUAUAUAUAGAAUAAAUACACACUUACUUGGUUAUUUGUAAAAUAAUGUAAACUUCUAUUUAUUUUUUAUUUUGUAAAAUAAUUAAAUAAAUAUUGUAUUUAUGUUUAUGAAUAAAUUGUUAAAUAAAUAUCAUAAUUAUUAAA